GCUACGGUAAAUAAGUUAGUUGCGUGCUUGUGCGGAGAAAAACAAGUUCCCACAAGAACAGUGGCAAAAGGUGUGAAAUAUAAUAUAAAACAGGCUGAGGUAAUAGAAAGCGCAUUUUUGCGUACCGAAAAAGUGGAUAAUUUCGUCCAUAUUACCAAAAAGAUAUAAUCUUGCUCGCUGAGGUGUAGAGAAUGGCUGCGUUCGCUUCUGUACGACGAUUUCUUGUUCAUUCUCGUCAAUUUGCAGCACAACGAGGUAUUCACAUGUCGUCCGCACGUGAACAGUCGGAAAAGGUGCUGGAGGAAAUGAAGGAAAAAAAUCCUUAUUUUGAGAAGUAUUCAAACAAAAUUGCCGCUGUGCAGCAAAGCUCUCCUGAAGAUUUUCUUUCGCGACUAAGUUCUGUCGAUAAAGAAAAGAAAAAACCAAAAUUUGGGUUAACAGAAGCGGAACGUGACUACUCAGAGUUACUGAAACCCAAAGUACCACUAGGAAACCAAUCAACAAAAGAUGCAUCGCAGCGAAAAUUGAGUGAUAUUAUGCGGCUGGAAUUAAUCGAAGAUAAGUCGGCGGAUGACAUCAAGCAUUUGUGGUUAGAAUACCACAAGGAUAAGGAUGUUGUAUCAGCAGCCAUUCCUGUGGAUCAGUUUAAUUUGAUGAUGAAACGUGCUAAACAUCAUCCCAUAUUCAUUCUUCCAAUUCCUCGUAGUCAAGGGUAUGAGUUUAUCAUGCUACAAUUUCACUCGAACACUGUUCAUUUCACACCCUUGCUGAAUUAUCAAGUUCACAAGGAAAACGCGCCGGAAUGUUUGAACAUAACGAUGUUCACGGAAUGCUCGGACAAAGGCAUCGUACUUAUGCGGGGAGAAUACGAUCCCAAAGUUCUUAAUGCUCAGGAAGCACAAUGCUUGGUCAAUCAAGUUCAACUUUACUACAGCCAAGAUAACGAAACAAAAUUGCGUCUUCUUGAUACGUUCACCAAAUAUCCGGAAAAGUUUAAACACAUGGAUGUUAUAGAGGAACUAAACAAUUUGCAAAUUUAAAAGUCAGAGCUGUUGCAGUUGAAUUCCAGUGUGCAUCUCUAUUAUCAAAAAAAUGGUUCGCGUAUUACCGACAAAGUUGUUGCUGAUAGCAUAUCUUGGGACAAGUGCAAAGGAGUUUCUGCUAUGUCUACGUUCAGCAUGGAGUCUUCAAGGGUAUCUUCUGAUAUUUGAAAAUGAGUUGGAAAAGUGACAUUCAUCGUUUGAUUUGCUGGACUUGUAAAAUCAAAAUCACCGAUGAAGCCCUUUUGCAUCCCGUUGAAGUCAUCAUCGUCUAGCAAAGCAUCCAGUUUUUGCAUCAGCGUGUCGUCGGUAGACAUAUGGUCAGGUAAUAAAAAUGUGUUUUCC
Anopheles nili is the source of this 1385-nucleotide messenger RNA. Its product is annotated as ATP synthase mitochondrial F1 complex assembly factor 1. Bases 192 to 1040 code for a protein of 282 amino acids. The record is from RefSeq and is a predicted model, not a curated record. Gene Ontology annotation, cellular component: mitochondrion. The transcript has 2 exons. Gene Ontology annotation, biological process: mitochondrial proton-transporting ATP synthase complex assembly. Lineage: Eukaryota; Metazoa; Arthropoda; Insecta; Diptera; Culicidae.